Messenger RNA from Oryctolagus cuniculus (rabbit), 2770 nucleotides. The record is from RefSeq and is a predicted model, not a curated record. Lineage: Eukaryota; Metazoa; Chordata; Mammalia; Lagomorpha; Leporidae.
UAGCUGGGCCCAUCUGCUCCCCGACAGCGCGUUCCCGUGUGGUGUGGGGUCGCACCUGUCCCUCGGCGCUGCCCCGGGGAACUGGCGGGGUGAAGUUCCGGGCAGCAGGUGUGUGCAGACGCCCCCGGGGAGUCUCAGAGGCCGGAGACGGAACUAGCACGGGAGAGGGGGAAGGCAGCGUGAGAUUCCAAGUCCCUCCUCCUCCCCCUCGCAGUUUCAUGGCGGGAGCGGCUCGGCGCGGCUGGGGGCUACGCACGGAAUCGCUGGGACCAUGGCCUCGCCCUCCGCUCGAGGCCAGGUCCCAGCGCGCCUGCAGUACGGCGUUCAGCUGCUCUUCGUGACCGAGGAGCAGUUCUUCAGCGCUGGGCAACUCUCGCCUGCCAACUCGCAGGCUCUGCGGCUGGAGGUGCUCUUGGCAGAGGACGAGGCGACCGCGACGGUGAUUGACGAGAAUGGCACCUGCAUCCUUAAAUGCUUCCUCAACAGAGACACUGAGUGUUGCCGUGUGGGCAAGGAGUCCGUCUUGAUUGCUCGGGGGCGUAGCACUGCUUUGCUGAAGUUUGAAUCUCAUGCUGAGUUCAGUGCAUUUUCAAAUAUCUUGAAAAGAUGCCGGAAUCAGAAAAAGGAGUGUUCAGUGUUCAGCCAGCGGACAGAAGAGGCAUCUGCAGCACAGUACUUCCAGUUUUAUGGCUGCAUUUCCCAGCAGCAGAACAUGAUGCAAGAUUUCGUGAGGACAGCCACCUACCACAGAGCCAUCCUCCAGAACCACAGUGACUUUAGAGACAAGGUUGUGCUAGAUGUGGGCUGUGGAUUGGGAAUACUGUCUUUUUUUGCCGUACAGGCUGGCACUAAGAAAGUCUAUGCAGUUGAAGCCAGUUCGGUAGCACAAUAUGCGGAGAUACUAGUGAAAAAUAACCAGCUUUCAGACAAGAUCAUUGUUUUGCCAGGAAAAAUGGAAGAAAUCUCACUUCCCGAGGCCGUAGAUGUGAUUAUUUCUGAACCAAUGGGAUACAUGCUGUUCAACGAAAGGAUGCUAGAGAGCUAUCUUCAUUCCAAAAAAUGGCUAAAAUCGAAUGGAACGAUGUUCCCAACAUUCAGUGACAUCCACUUGGCCCCCUUUUCUGAUGAACAGCUCUACAUGGAACACUACUCAAGAGCCAACUUUUGGUACCAGCAGUGCUUCUAUGGGGUCAACCUGUCCAGUCUCCGGGGUGCAGCAAUAGAUGAAUACUUCAGACAGCCUAUAGUAGACACAUUCGAUGUUAGGAUUUUGAUGGCUCGGACAAUCAAAUACACAGUCAACUUUCUGGAUGCCAAAGAGGAAGAUCUACAUAGAGUAGAAAUCCCCUUUGUGUUUCAGAUGGUGCAAUCUGGCCUCAUCCAUGGCCUGGCCUUCUGGUUUGAUGUGGCCUUUGUUGGAUCCCUGGUAACAGUUUGGCUGUCAACAGCUGCAACCGAGCCUCUGACUCAUUGGUAUCAGGUGCGCUGCCUUCUUCAAACUCCUCUCUUUGCCAAGGAAGGGGAGACGCUCUCAGGGAAAGUGCUGCUUGUAGCCAAUAAACAGCAGAGCUAUGACAUUCAGAUUGUGGCCCUGGUGAACCAAACAGGCUUCAGGUCUGGGAAUGUCCUGGAUUUGAAGAACCCAUUCUUUAGGUUUGCUUAGAAGACAGUUGCAAGCAAGUAAUAAGUAAAACGAAGGACUGACAAGUUCAUCAACAUCCAAGUUCUUAUUUCACAUUCUAUGCAUUCUAAAUUUUACAAGGAUGCUUCAUUUUAUGCAAUUCAUUUCCUAACUCAAAAAUUUACAUCCUAAAUUAACAAACACAUUUUUGAUGCUUCUUGGACUGGAUCUUCAUAGCUUCUUACAUGUGCCUGAAGAACAAUUUUUUAAAAAAAUUGGUUUAUCUUUACUGUUAUCUUAACAAAGCCAACAGCACUGCUUUAAUUUUUGAAGUAUUUUCAAGAAAUUUAAGAAAACUCUACCUCAUAUUUAUAUAUAUGUGCAUUUGUAUGACUGAUACGAUAGCAUGUUAGGAGUGAUCCUCUAUUUACAAUUUUAAUCUACUAUUGCAAAUAUUUUCAGCUAAUCAACAACGAGUUCUAAAGUUCACUUGUGUGUUAAGAACACUUGCCUUAUUCAUGUAAUGAAGUAAUAUGAUGUCAGGAAUAUUCUUUAUUGACAGCAGUUGAUGAGUCUCUGUGUUGUUAAGGAAAUAGAAGGAGCCUUUGUCAGUUCUCUUAGGUUUACAAUAAAAAUGUGCAGCAUGAAAUACCAGCUCGGUGUCUCCUUUACUUGAAGAUAUUUGUAUGUGUCACAUGUCAAAUGGUGAUGAAGAAUGAUCUUUCCAAGAGCAUGUUUUCCCUUGGUCCAAGCAACCCUUAUAAAAAUGGAUGUCACAUCAAUACAGCAGCCUAAUGAAGCCCACCAGGCAACUGUUUACUCUGUAGGGAGAAGCGGGAUAAACAGCAACCACAUAGUCUCAUCUAUCAGCUGUUCACCCAGAGCCUUCAGCUCUCCACUCGGGUGCUUCUGCUCAUUCUGACCACUCAGUUUGAAAUGAUCUCCCUGUCUGUCCACAUGAAUGAUCUUACAGCACUGCAGGGCUGGCAUCAGAUGCCCCCUUACCAACUUCCCUUACUGAUCACCUUCUCUACUCUCUGAAAGUAGCCCCUCCCACCUUUGACAUACCCGCUGGUCCCUUCCCUUCCCUAGGCCUUUCUUGGCCGUAUUUUACCACUUUAUCCUACACACACACACACACACACACAC